AUGGCGAACCCGUUUCUGAUGGAUGAUGAGCCGCUAGCCGGCAGUGAUCCAACACCGAACCCGUUUCUGUUUGGGGACGAUGGCCCUGCUGCGGACGAGUCGGACAAUCCGUUCCUGGCGCAGGGCGGAGGAAGUAACCCGUUCGCCGACUUUGGUGGUGGUGGUGGCGAUGAGGAUAUGCCGAUGGCCGUUACUGCCGCGAUGGAUCUGUUCGGUGGCGGUGAUCCGGUCGUGGUAACGUCCGGUGCCCAACUGUUUCUCGCGAGCGAUCAGAUCAUGACGUCGACAGCGGCAGCUACUGGUGUUACGGGUGGUUUGCCGGACCAAACGAUGGGUACGGCUGGUGCACCGAACGGUGGCGCUAACGCUAACUUCUUCCACACCACAAUCAACGAAGAGGAUGAUCUAAUCAUACCGAAGCCAACGCACUUGCAUUUAGGUUCGAACACUACGGCCGCACUGAUGGAUCCGGACGGUGCUGCUGGGUUGUACUCGAGCGAGGACGAACUCUCGCGCGGUGGUGCCAGACCGCACAAACCGGUACCGCCACGUCCGAUACCACCUUCGCACGCCACCCAACAGUUGAUCAGCUCGAUCGCGGAUCAGCUUGACCAGACCAGCACGAAUCUGCUGCAGAAGAUACCGGUUACGCGUACGCCCAGUCCGGUGUCGAUGCGCGAUCUGCAUUCGCCCAGUCCGACGCCAGGUGAUUUCGGUGACCUGAUGUCGGGCAGUACCGGUGAUCCGGGCUCCACCACCGGUGACAAUCCGUUUGCGGACGAACCAACGAUGGGUGACACCGUAACGCCCGUGCAGAAACCACCCCGCCCGAGACCACCACCACCACGGCCGGCACCGCCGAAAAGUUCGCUAGCAUCCUCACCGGUUAAUCCACAGCCGGUGGCAACGGCACAGGAACCGGACCUGUUCGAUCUGUUCGGUACGGGCCCGGCCCCGAAACCGGCGGCCCCUCCUAAACCACCCGCGCCGAAAACGAAGGAAGACAUCCUGUCACUGUUCUCACAGCCGGCACAACCGACCACGGCCGCAAUGGCACCGCGACCCUCCCAACCGGAUCUGCUCAGCGACGAUCUGGACGAUCUGCUCGGCGGUAUGUCGGCAGCAACCGGUGCUGGACCGGAGGCUGCCUUCGUGCCGAACUUGGCGGAAAAUCUCGCUACCGUGGUGCAACCCUUAGCGACCGUACCGACCGCGGUACCAGCGGCACCCGUCGCGGUACCACCUCCGAAGCCUCCACCACCGGCAAUCGUGCAACAGCAGCAGCCUCCACCGCAGGAAGUCGCCGUGCAGGAGGAAGUCCCCGUGCAGGAGGAAUUACUGCCGGAGGAACUUUCAGCGCCGGAAAGCUUCAUGGAGCCGUCACCCGAAAUCGUGCUGGAGGUGGCACCGGCAUCGGAUCCGAGCGAUGCGAUGCGUUCGGAGGUAUCGUCGGAGUACAGUCCGACCGGAUCGAAUAUAACGUCCGGUAACAUUCCUAGUUCCGUGUCGGGUAGCAUCGUUAACCUGCCGACGCUCGAUCGUGCCCCACACGGUGGGAUGGAGAUGGAGAUGGAUACGGCAUCGGAGGAUCCGAUUGCCGGUGUUCCUACGAUGCCAGUCGACACCGACGGUAUCGAUUACAAUCAUGUGGAGCAACAGCCAGCGCAUACGACACUGUUCGAAGAACCGGCUAGUACCGUAACGCAAUACUACGGCGAAGCGUUACAGGAUCAGUUAAUAGGGGGCGGUACGAACGGUAGCACCACGGUGAAUCCCUUCGCUAUGGUGGACGACGAGGAACCGGUAACGGCGGCGCCUGUUGACAGUGGGCUCGCCUACGCAAACGAACUGUUCGGUGCGACCAAUCUGGCCAACAACAACAACACGAUGGUAACGCACCAACCCGAACCGGAUGCGUUCGAUUCGUUCGCGGCCAAGUUCGAGGGUAAGCAAACCGGCGGCGUUGGUGUCGGUGGACUAGCAACCGGUGCGACGGGACGUGCGGAAAACAUCUUUCUCGAUGACGGUGAACUCGGUGGUGGAGGUCAUGUGGCCGAGCUGGAUGCAUUCGGCGGAGAUGCCUGGGGUACGGGUGCACCGGGCAGCAUCGGUGGUGGGUUCGACGAUACGAAGGGUGAUGGGUUCGGUAAUGACGAUGGUUUCGAUGAUCCUUUCCUGAGCAUGCAAGCACCACCAGCUCCGGAGGGCACACCAUUCGGUAGAUCACAUUCGCGCGAUUCGGACGAAGGUCGAGAGUUCAGUGUUGUGAUUAGACCGAAAGAAGGCGUGGAGACGCAAUAUUCUGCGCUAGCAUUAGCACCACCACCCAAGAGCCCUCAGACGGCUUCCAUCUACUCCGGUGACUCGUCGCCGCGUGUGAAUCCGUUCGAGCGUAGUGAAGAAGCUGAACCCAUCCCUGUUAGCCUUCCCGACAAACCACAACUGGAGCGUACCGACUCGCAGGAAACACCACCGACGCCACUGUUCGACGAAGAUGUGUCACAACCGUUGGAAGAUUUCCCGCGCGUCAUCUACCAUGGUGAUGGAUGGGAGAUGCAGUUACGCCAACCGAACAAGAAGAAGAUCACCGGUCAGCGGUUCUGGAAGAAAAUUUUUAUCCGGUUGGUGUAUCAGGGUGAUAGUCCGGUACUACAGCUGCUGAAUGCGGCAACCGAUAAGGAACCGUUCCAAGAGUUGCCACUGCAGGCAUGCUACUCCGUGUCGGAGAUAGGUGCCCAGCAGUAUGAUAACUUCGGCAAGAUCUUCACCGUAAAGCUGCAGUAUGUGUUCUACAAGGAGCGACCGGGUGUGCGGCCGGGCCAGGUAACCAAGGCGGAACGGUUGACGAACAAGCUGAGCCAGUUUGCUGCGUACGCGAUCCAGGGUGACUAUCAGGGCGUGAAGGAGCUCGGCAGCGAUCUGAAGAAGCUCGGACUACCGGUUGAACAUGCGCCCCAGAUAUCGCAGCUGUUCAAGCUCGGCUCGAUGAACUACGAGGACAUGAAGCAGUUCUCCGUGUGCAUCGAGGAGGCACUGUUCAAGAUGAACGUGCACCGGGAUCGUGCACUGACGUACAAGACUGAGGAGGUGCAGGUGACGGCGGUGGACGAGCUGUACGUCGAACAGGACGCGGAAGGCCACGUGCUGAAGCAAAUCGCACGCGUCCGGUUGUUCUUCCUCGCCUUUCUCACUGGCAUGCCCGACAUUGAGCUCGGUGUGAACGAUCUGUGGCGCCAGGGUAAGGAAGUGGUCGGUCGCCAUGACAUCAUACCGGUGGUGACGGAGGAAUGGAUCCGGCUGGAAGGGGUCGAAUUCCACACCUGCGUCCAGCAGGACGAGUACGAGCGUAGCCGCACAAUCAAGUUUAAGCCACCGGACGCGUGUUACAUCGAGCUGAUGCGCUUCCGCAUCCGACCACCAAAGAAUCGCGAGCUGCCGCUACAGCUGAAGGCGACCUGGUGCGUGACCGGCAACAAGGUGGAGCUGCGCGCGGACGUACUCGUGCCCGGUUUUGCGUCCCGCAAGCUCGGCCAGAUACCGUGCGAGGAUGUUUCGAUACGUUUUCCAAUCCCCGAAUGCUGGAUCUAUUUGUUCCGUGUGGAGAAACAUUUUAGGUAUGGUUCGGUAAAAUCGGCCCAUCGGCGUACGGGCAAGAUCAAGGGUAUCGAGCGUAUACUCGGCACGGUCGAUACGCUGCAGGAGUCACUGAUUGAGGUUACGUCCGGGCAGGCAAAGUACGAACAUCAUCAUCGUGCGAUCGUGUGGCGAUGUCCACGACUGCCGAAGGAGGGCCAGGGUGCGUACACGACGCAUCAGCUUGUCUGUCGGAUGGCCCUCACCAGCUUUGACCAGAUCCCGGAGCAGCUGGCACCGUACGCGUACGUCGAGUUUACGAUGCCCGCAACGCAAGCGUCCCAUACGACGGUCCGGUCGGUAAGCGUGCAGGAUUCGGAGAGUGAUGAACCACCGGAGAAGUAUGUGCGCUAUCUCGCCCGCCACGAGUACCGUGUUGGUAUCGAACAUACUACAGGUGAGUCGUUGAAUCCGUAUCUGGCGGCAACCACCGUUUCGAAGCAACCGAUCCAGGAAGAGCAACCUAUGGCGACCACACCAAUCGCACCGAGCGAUUCUGAUUCCGAUUCGAACUAAAAAAAAACAACCAAAAGCAGCUCUGACCAGUUUCAGGACCGUUUAAUGGGGGAAGGAUAGAUACAGAUAAUAUUACUAAAUACUCAAACAAAUACAUAAACACACACACACAGAGACAAGUCCCGUAAGGAUACUAGCUACUCCUAUGUAUUGAUACACACAAGUGUGCAUACGGAUGCAUACGCAUUACAUACAAUAUAGUAACUUAUAGCUGUUAUUGAAUUAUAUUAGUUGGACAAUAAACGACACACAGACAGGAACCUGGUAGGAUAGAGAGGCUGAGGGCAAGUGUGUGUGUGUGUGUGGGAGAAAGAAAGAGGUAACUGUUUCUCGCCUAGUGUCGCAGUCAACCUAGAGUACUACAGCAUGACGAGGCUUGUUAAAUCGAACAAACACAACUACUAGCAAUACGUCAGUGGAUUGAUCUGUCACAUUGAUCUGUGUAACACCGCGUAACGCAUAUGGCAUUUGGUAGGCAAAUGCCUGCAGUUAUGCAAACCGCAUUACAAAACGAUCGUUUGUCCGGAUGCUUACUUCGUUUCGUUUGGUUUGCCAAGACCCGUUGAAUGCUGGUUAGUGAACGACGGUAUCUGUCUGAGAUGAGCGAGAAACAAUCGUGCUAAGGUCAGCAGCAGCAAUACUUAAGCUUUUACAGCCAUUAUCGGAACCAGCACGUCAGUGCUAUUUCGGUGUGGAUGUAUGUGUGUAUGUGUGUGUCUGUGUGGAAAUGUGUUGCAGCGUAAGAUAUUAAUUAGGCAGUACUAGGGAAUGUAAGCAUUCAACAGCGCCACGCCACCCACAGCACACAUACAUCCACAAACGAGGACGUGCGCGUACGACUGAAAGAAGGAUGGCCCGUAACGUGGUUGUUUGUGCGACGCGCUAGGAAUAUUUAUCAAUAAUUUAGACAGCUUUCCCCCCUCGUCCCUUCUUCAAUGUGUCCCACUGUAAUCACUCAUCUGCUCUCAGGCACUCAUCAUGCUGCGUUACGGUGCAGCAUCUCACUGUACAUACAGGUAUGAACGUCGGUCUUGUAUUUCGGAUCGGCCUCCACGUACGCUUCGCGUUUAGUAGCAGAGUAUCAUUCUAGUACCACGCGUAUGAGUGAUGAGUAUAAAUACUAAACUUCAAGCUACGCGCAUAGUAUUACCCGCGUUCUAUAGCCGUGCAGCUAAUUCAUGACCAAAAAUCCGGCCCAGAUGUAAGAAAGGGAAUGAAUUGUUGACAGGUGUGACAGAUUGUAACGCUAGUAACUGAGGAGGGCUUUUUUUGUCUAUACUCCAACUUGUCUGACCCUUUCUUUCUCCCCCCCGAUCCGCGGUUAUAUACACUGUUAAGCUGCAGUUUAGUUGGUGCGGAUUAGCUGGUUUCGGUUCGGAUUAGCGGACCAAUUUGCGGGCUACGGCAGGACCUUUCGGCACCGUACUUGCCAGCAGGCGUUAGGCGUUAGGCGUUACAAUUCCACUGAACUGGUUUCAAUCAGUUAGACAGUUAGUGCAUUCCUAGGUUCGUAUGGUAACAUAUCAUUAGACAUUCCGAAAGCCAUCCAUCACUGAGUGAUGAUAACUUCUCGUACACGUUCCUUUUUAAUUAACAACAUGCGACCACAAACGCUACCUAACGCUACGGGUGUGAUUGAGAAAAAAAAUCGUUCUUUAAAUUUGGCCAAUUUUGUUGUUGUGGGUUUUUUUUUAGUUUUCAUCCCGGCUACCAUUUCCUUGCUUGCUGUCCAACUUUUUGGGCACUGGACCACAGAAUGUGCCGUGACGUUAUAAGUGAGCGCAAAGAGUGUGUGUUUUACGCGGUAUGCUUGAUGCGUUGAAUUAUAUACUACGAUUGAGUCGUUGUUUGUUGAAAUGAAUGGCUAUGUUAUGAUUUGGAAGCGUUAUAACCUCCCCCAUUGCCCGGGCACGUUUAUUGUUGGAACAGACAUUAGGAUAGCGUCUUUGGCGGGUAUGCGCUGCAGCAUGGAGUGAAUAUACGCAAGCAUAUAUGGUUCAUUAAAAAGAAGAAGAAAAAAAACAAAUUACACUUACCUUAAUUGAACAAAAAAAACCGUAGUGAAUAUAAACCAAAUGACAACUAAAUAUAGAAAAGCAAAUGAAAGAAAACAAAAACAAAAAACAAAAGCAAACCAACGUACGUGUAAUAAUGGUUGAUUAAUAUAGAAAUGCUAUUGCUAAUCGGUAAAAGAAAAUUGGUAAAUGAACCUAGCGGCAGAUAUGGGGAAAUAGAAAGCGGAAGCAAAACGAAAACAAACCCGCAAAGUUAUAAAAAGAACAGUAUAAAAUAAGCAGAGUAAAACAGUAAACUGGAAAAAAAGCGAAAGAACGCUGAUAAUAUCGCGCAAUGAAGAUAGCUUGAAAACAGUCAUCUUAAUGGGGUGAAAAAAAACACAAGUUAAGAAAAAAGGGUGUCGGGAUGCGAAAACAAUAUACAUAUAUACAUAGCUAUAUUAUAUAUAUAUAUAAAUGAAACUGAGAAAACCAAAAGUAGAUAUAUAUAUAUGACGCUAUACAGAGCAGAUAUGUGAGAGUCACACACUUCGGAUGUUGUUUGAUGCGGCCCGGUUGGCUUCGAUGAUCUAGAACAGGUGGCAGGUAUAAAGAGAGAAGGAGAGAGAGAGAGCGAGAGAGAGAUAGAAAGAGAGAGAGAGGCAAAAUGAAAUAGCAUAAAUAUAUUUCUUCUGCAGCUAGUAAAAAUACUUACAGUAGCCGUAACUACACACACACCACACUUACAAAUGACAGUUCAGUAUUCCCUGCACUGCGUUGCUUUGCGUUGAGUGCGUUUCUCAACCGCAGCCGUACAGUGCGGUUUUUUUGGCCGGCAAAGGUAAUAUUACUCACCCUACACGAAACAAGCAGCAAACAGUGCAGAUAAGAUAUCGUUAAUAAAAUAGCAAAGAAUGAAACACCGAAACAGACAGAUGCAAUACCGUACGAAAGGACGACAGAAACCCGCACAGCGCAACAGGUGAAAAUAUUCAUAUAUACAUAUAGUCAUCCCUUUGUGCAGAGAUAUACGGCAAUUCCAUUAUCGUACAGACGAGAGAGAGAGAGAGGGAGUGGGAUAGAGAGAGAGAGAGAGAGAGAGAGAGAGAGAGAAAGAGAGAAAAGAAAAUUUAAACCAAACAAAAAAACAAUCCCAAUCCAUAUAGUGUGAACAUGUGUGAACCCCCAAGACAUCGUUGUGAAAAUUGGUAAACCACUAUAAAUGGGUAAGGAUAUAGGCACCACCACCACGGUUCGAAUCUCGCAUAUAUAUAUAAAUACACACUCACACGAAUUGUUUCAGCGUGAAGCGAAGGGACGGUUGGUGAUGAACGAGAAAGAAAAUCAAUAACUUAAAUAAACUCAAAGUGUUAUACAGACUA
Molecule: messenger RNA, 7525 nt
Organism: Anopheles funestus (African malaria mosquito)
Lineage: Eukaryota; Metazoa; Arthropoda; Insecta; Diptera; Culicidae
Product: protein stoned-B
Exons: 6
Coding region: 1-4149 (1382 amino acids)
Biological process (GO): clathrin-dependent endocytosis; regulation of endocytosis; synaptic vesicle endocytosis
Cellular component (GO): AP-2 adaptor complex; synaptic vesicle
Molecular function (GO): clathrin-cargo adaptor activity
Source: RefSeq, a predicted model, not a curated record